CAAGGCAGAGUGCGGGGUCCAAUGGCCACUGCAUGUGAUGACCCCCACCUGGGCGAAGGCCCAUCCGAUGACUGCGACGUCCUACUGGAUGAUUCGGACUCAGACAGUCUGUUUUCUGAUGACUCGGUGCUUCCCGAUUAUGAAUUUGAGGAAGAUCCCAGAGAGCCGGCCAAAACACUGUAUGAGGCCUGUGCCAGGAACAACCCCGCCUCCCUGUGCAGCAUGCUGGAGAGAGGAGUCACUAAAGAAGAGGCCAAUGAGACGGAUAUCAACGGCAGGAAUGGACUGAUGUGCGCUGUGGCAAAGGGUUUCGUCGAUAUUGUCACCAUGCUGCAUACAUGUCCAUUUAUAGACAUCAACCAGCAAGAUAAUGAUGGAAAUACUGCCCUCAUGAUUUCUGCCCAGGCAGGCUUCAUCACCAUUCUGAACUAUAUCCUUAACUUCUACUCUGGCGUGGACACGGAGGUCAGGGAUCCCCGUGGCUUCACUGCCCUCAUCAAGGCAGGCCUGCAGGGCAGAGAGGAGUGUGUGUCUGCCCUGCUAAUGCAUGGUGCUGAUAUGAAUGCAAUCGACAUGGUCCAAGGGAGAGGCCUGAAGGAUUGGGUCAUCAGGACAGGAGGGUUUGAAACUUUGAACAGAAUACGCCGUCUGCAGGCUCAUCCUGUCGCUGAGCAUUUCUGUGAAAGCUUCAUCCCCGAGUGGCCUGAGCUGAAGCCACUGGUGGACAAGGCCACCGCCCCCAAAACGACCAGUCAGAAACUUAGGCAGCGUCUUAAAGACAGCCUCACUUUCAGCUUCCCUCAAGACCCACAAGACAAUGGGGUCAUGGACUAUAUGGUGCGAAUGACCACGAGUAUCCACAGCCCCCUGAUAGCCACUGGCUGCCGUCCUCUCUGUCCCGCCAGCCCUCCAGAGAUUGGCAAGCGACGGUUUGCCGUGCCCGAACUGCUCGAAAGGCACAGCAUCAAGGAGCUGGAGGAGGGCACAGUAUCCCACAGCAACGGCUCCAUCACCUCAGCUUCUCCUCCUCCUGUGUCAGCCGCCUCCGUAUCUCUGACCUGCUGCCAGGACUCCAACCGCAGGGAGAGCCUGGCCACAGGUGGCAUGAAAAGCUUCGUUCCCCGCAGCAUGGCACACAGGAACAGCGUCUUCCCCUCGGGCUGUAUUCCUAGGAUAGAAGUGACAAGAUCUGGCGAGCCCACACCAAAGAAAGAGAAAAAGAAGAAGAGAGAGAAGGGCUACCUGGAGCCUCCUGUCUGGAAGUACAAGGAAGCCAAGGAAGAGAAAAAGAGAGCGAAGAAGCAGGAAAAGCAAAAAGACCAAGAGAAAAAGACCAAGGGGUCCAAACGUUCAUCAAGCCAAAAAUGAGGCAGCUCUUUUUUUUCUCUGAGAAUUUUACUGUGACUAUGUCCAACAUGAGAAACGGGUAUGCGGUAGUGGCGACUCUAAAGACUGAUUUAACAGACGGAAGAUUCAAAACUAUUUAAACUUUGGCCUUGGAUGAACAGGAGAAAACUGGAGCCACUUGAAUUUGAGAGAUAUUUAGUGACAUGUGACUGUUUCUUAUUUCAUCUGCGAAAGAUUGGAUUAGUAAAUAAAGUCACGCGGGGAUGGAACGUUCAUCAUUUUAUUUUUGAAAACAUUGUACAUUUGUUGGGACUUUGUCAAUCUGUGAAUUGUUAAGGUUUCCAGGUAGCGUGCCAUUAUGGUGUUAAUGCAGUACAAAUAAAGCAAUAACAAAUACUG
Pleuronectes platessa (European plaice) is the source of this 1746-nucleotide messenger RNA. RefSeq names its product ankyrin repeat domain 33Aa (gene ankrd33aa). Gene Ontology annotation, molecular function: protein binding. The record is from RefSeq and is a predicted model, not a curated record. The transcript is spliced from 4 exons. The coding region runs from base 22 to 1368 and encodes 448 amino acids. NCBI's taxonomy places the organism in Eukaryota, Metazoa, Chordata, Actinopteri, Pleuronectiformes, Pleuronectidae.